Molecule: messenger RNA, 2190 nt
Organism: Botrytis byssoidea
Lineage: Eukaryota; Fungi; Ascomycota; Leotiomycetes; Helotiales; Sclerotiniaceae
Exons: 1
Coding region: 1-2190 (729 amino acids)
Biological process (GO): protein phosphorylation
Molecular function (GO): ATP binding; protein kinase activity
Source: RefSeq, a predicted model, not a curated record
AUGGCAGAAGAAAAUGCCUACAAUCCCGACCUUGACCAGGACCUCGAAUUCUACGAAGGACCAGAUCCUGCCGAGCAUGUUGGGAUGCCAGCGGAUAUACGAGCGCCCCGGAACCCCCUUGCAUUGCGUGAUAUUGGGCUGCGGCGUCGUCGGAGACGAUGGCUGGACAAGACCUGGACGUGGAAUGAACCAUUAAAUCAGAUAUAUGGAGGUGUGAGAAUUCUCUCAAGUCAGAGUGAUUGUUUAGUAGGCUUUUGGAGAGCGGAAACACAAUUUGGACCAAAGAAUAUAGUUGUGAAGCAACGUCCUUGCUCGUUUCGUAAUUUGAAAGACCCGAUGGGACAAAAGUUGUCAGAUGAGUCAAAGAAUUAUGAGAAUUUACAAUCGCGACUUCCACCUGGUCAUAACCAUCAUAUUGUGAAGCUCUUCAAGCGAGCCUGGGAAGAUGAAGGGAAAAACACUUUGAGUCAGGACGUGGGGCGAGUGGAAAGAAUGAUAUUGGAAUGCUGUAAUAGUAGCCUCGAUGAUUUAAUAGGUUGGAACAUGAGGCAUAAUACGAGGAUCUCUGAACGAAGCUCGUGGGAGAUCUUUCACUGCAUUGCUCGGAGUCUACUUAUCAUGAAGCAUGGUACCGAAGAUCCGGCUGAUUACCGUCGACAAUACGACCCUAGGGGCAAGGAUCUUAACAUUGUCCAUUUUGAUCUCAACCCGCAAAAUAUAUAUAUCAAGGACUUCCCACAUCCAACACAUUUAAGAGAUAGAGGCUACGUGCCUGGUUCUUUUCGACGAGCGGCUAAAAUCAAGAUUCCUCAAGAUGAAGCUUACCAUCGAAAACAUGGCAAUUUAGGGAAUGUCAAUUCACGUGCCCCAGAACAAUUGCGCGCGCGUGACAUGAUGGACAAAAGACCAUGGUUGCAAAGUCGGGCCACUCAUCACAAGGCUGGAAAAGAUAAUACACUUCAAUCGGUCGUCUACACAUCGAAAACGAAUGUCUGGCAAGUUGGUUUGAUAAUGUUUUGUAUAAUACACUGUAGGACAUCGGUGAAUUGGAACGAUCUUGAAGCAAAGAGAAGUGAUGGUACACCUAGACUCGUUGAUGGAGGGCCUACUAUAAUGAGUAAAGCCCAUGGAUGGGAGAGGUUGAACAGGGAUCUGAACCUUCCAUACAGUCGAAGCUUGCUGUAUGCUAUCUACGAGUGUCUUUUGAUUGAGCCCUCGAAUAGACCAGAUGUUGCAACGUUGUUUGAAACCACAAGAGCUGGCCUUGCUCAAGCGAACAUGGAAGCUGGCUUUCUCCCACCAGAUCUGGCCGUCGCUCAACCAGACGCUCAACCAGAACCAGCACCACCCGCUCCUCUCGAUCCUCGGCAAGUUCCUCUUCCAGCCGCUCCUCCCGAGCAAGUACGUCCUCCAGCUGUCCCUCGAGUGGCUCCCGUUAUAAUGAAUCCAGAAUUAGACCUUGAAGCUGGACCGCCAGAACCCCGUCUAGCACCUCCACCAGUACCCCGACAGCCACCUUAUGAUCCUCCAGCACCCCCACAAGAAGAACCACCUGGCCGUGCCAACGUGAAUCGAGCCGAAAUUUAUGAUCCCCCAGCAGUAUUAUAUGCCGAGGCCGACGAGCUUCCUCCUGCCUACCAGCUCCAAGCCCCCGAAGGCGAAAUCAUGCCGCAGCCCGAAUGGGGCGAAGGCCUCGAGCGUCCAGCGCCCAACUACCCCGAGCCUCCCGCGUACGAAGAGUAUAAUCAGCCUCCGGUCGAGCCGCAACCUCAGCCUAUAAAUCAAUGCCUACCCAGACACCCUCGUGCUCCACGUCAAAAUCUACUUCCUCCUCUCAAUCUCCCCAGAGGCCUCCAAGUGGGUCCCGAUAAUCCCGUACUCAUGGCCGUUAUACCCCCUGAGUAUCUCCCCUCUAUCCUCAUCUGCCACGUUAUAGAAAACGAUCUCUUCCAUCGACAAAUCGGCAACAUAUAUCUACGGGAUUUACACCCUGCGACGUCAUUUUACGAAAUCAAAAACAUGUUGGUGGCAGAGGGACUAGGUAUUGAGAGAAUGAAUAUAAGGAUUCGAGUAGAUGACGGGGGAGCGCAGCGAGAAUUGGCGGAUUGGGAGAGGAGGAUGACUUUGGGAGAUGGGGUGGCGGUGUUGGUGGAUAAUCCGAAUGGAAUGGUGUUUAGAGAGAUGCGAUGA